AUGGCGGUGGCCACUCCGAGGAGUGAGGGCGUGGGAGGGGGCGGGGGCUGGGCUCUGUGUUGGCAGUUGCCAUGGUUUUGCUCGGAGUUCUGGAGCCAGCCUACCCACUCCCUGAGACACUCAGGUCCCAGAAGCAGGAGGUCAGAAGCCCGAGGGUCUGUGAGGAGUGCCACUCUGGAGCCCACCAGCGCACCUGUUGAGAUGGAGGCCUCAGAUGGGCAAGGGGGUGAAGGGGACAAGCCACUAGAGAAGGUGACACAUGAGCCUGGUUCACAGGGGAGCUCCAGCACCAUACCUGCCAGAGACUCACUAGUGCAUCAUGCCAAGGGCCUGGGGCACGACACCUUCAAAAUUUGUAAAGAAUACCUAAGGCCACUGAAGAAGUUCUUGCGAAAGUUGCACCUGCCCAGGGACCUUCCCCAGAAGAAGAGGCUAAAGUACAUGAAGCAGAGCCUGGUGGUCCUAGGGGACCACAUCAACACCUUUCUGCAGCACUACUGCCGAGCCUGGGAAAUCAAGCACUGGAGGAAGAUGCUCUGGCGAUUCGUCUCCCUCUUCUCAGAACUGGAGGCGAAGCAGCUUCGCAGGCUCUACAAGUACACCAAGAGCAGCCAGCCGGCCAAGUUCCUGGUGGCAUUCUGCCCCUUGGAUGCACCAGAGAGCACCUUGCUGGCCGGCCAGGAAGACAGUCUGCCCAAGCUCUGCAACGCCUGGGGGCUGCACAGCAACAUCAGCAGCAUGAAGGAGAGGCUGUCCAAGAUGCAGGCCCCAGGCCACGAGGCCUCUCUGCUGGGGGAGCCAAGAUCCCAGGUCCACACAGGGAGAGGUUCUCUAAGGAAACUUCCUCAAAAACUAAAACUCAAGAGAAAGAGGAUUAAGGAAGCCCCAGAAACUCCAGAGACCUGCCUGUGAGCAGACCUCGCUGGGACAGAGAGCCUGCAGGCCUUGGGGCCCAGAGCACUUGUCCGUCUUCCACGCCUCUGAACCUGGGGGAAGGGGACCCAUGAGGGGAAAGAAGAAAACUGUCUUUAUCAAAAGGACA
Molecule: messenger RNA, 1042 nt
Organism: Equus quagga
Lineage: Eukaryota; Metazoa; Chordata; Mammalia; Perissodactyla; Equidae
Gene: CHCT1
Product: CHD1 helical C-terminal domain containing 1
Exons: 6
Coding region: 1-912 (303 amino acids)
Source: RefSeq, a predicted model, not a curated record